Talaromyces atroroseus is the source of this 1464-nucleotide messenger RNA. RefSeq lists its product as hypothetical. Gene Ontology annotation, cellular component: proteasome regulatory particle, lid subcomplex; cytoplasm; nuclear proteasome complex. The coding region runs from base 1 to 1464 and encodes 487 amino acids. The record is from RefSeq and is a predicted model, not a curated record. The transcript is spliced from 5 exons. NCBI's taxonomy places the organism in Eukaryota, Fungi, Ascomycota, Eurotiomycetes, Eurotiales, Trichocomaceae.
AUGUCCGGAGAACUCUUCAAGCCAGAGAAGGACUACAGCAAGGAUGCCGACAAGAUAAUCCCAGAGGCGAAAGAGCUUGCCAAGAGCAAUGUUCAAGCCGCCAUCGAUAAGCUGUCUCUGCUGGAGAAACAAGCUCGCCAGGCAUCCGAUCUUGCCACCACCUCCCGAGUGCUCAUAGCCAUUGUCACGAUCAGCAAGGAGUCCGGUGACUGGAGCUUACUAAACGACCAGGUGCUUUUGCUAUCAAAGAAACAUGGCCAGCUCAAGCAGGCGACGACGAAAAUGGUCCAAGAAGUCAUGGGAUUUCUAGAAGAUACCCCAGACUUGGAAACCAAGCUGUCGGUGAUUGAGACCCUACGAACUGUCACAGAAGGAAAGAUUUUCGUAGAAGUGGAGAGAGCUCGCAUCACCCGUUACCUAUCACAAAUCAAAAAAUCACAAGGCGAUCUGAACUCGGCCACCGAUAUCCUUUGCGAGCUUCAGGUGGAGACAUUCGGAUCGAUGUCCAGGAGAGAAAAGACCGAGUUUAUCCUUGAACAGGUGGCUUUAUGUAUUGAACGAGGUGACUGGACUCAAGCAUCUAUUCUCAGCCGCAAGAUUAAUAAGCGCUACUUUGCACGCAAACCCAAGAAGACACCCGAGCAGUUGGAGAAGGAGCAAAAGGAGUAUGAGGAGCGGCUAAAGACACGCGCUUCUGACGAGCCGAUGCCAGAGAAGGAUGAGUCAGUCGAGGACUUGAAGCUUCGUUACUACGAGCAGCAGAUUAUCCUUUCUAAGCAUGACCAGAACUACCUAGACACCUGCAAGCACUACCGGGACGUUCUUGAUACGGAGUCGGUUGAGGAGGAUCCUGAAAGGCUCCGAGCAGUCCUCGCACGGAUUGUUUACUACGUCGUACUCGCCCCAUACGACAACGAUCAAUCGGAUCUUCUCCACCGUAUACACCAAGAUAGUCGGCUGUCACAAGUCCCCGUGGAAGCUCGUCUUCUAAAGUUGUUUACGGUUCAUGAAUUGAUGCGCUGGCCGGAAAUUGCAGAGACCUUUAGCCCUCAUCUUACCAGCACAGAUGUAUUCGACAAGGAGCAGAACCCGAACGAACCAGAUGCAUACACACGAUGGCAAGAUCUGCGGAAGCGCGUCAUCGAGCAUAAUGUGCGGGUUGUUGCCAAGUACUACACCCGCAUUCAGACGAGCCGCUUGACGCAACUGCUGGACUUGAACGAGGAGGAGACGGAGAAGUACAUCAGUGACUUGGUAACGUCGAAGACGAUCUAUGCGAAGAUUGAUCGUCCUGCGCGUGUGGUCAACUUCGCAAAGUCCCGGGAUGCCGAUGAUGUGCUGAACGAGUGGAGCAGCAACAUGAGGAGUUUGUUGGGCCAUCUGGAGAGGAUUGACCAUCUGAUUACCAAGGAAGAGAUGAUGGCUCGUAUCCAGCCGACCAAGAACGAGAAGGUCAAAGCCUGA